Laccaria bicolor S238N-H82 is the source of this 933-nucleotide messenger RNA. RefSeq lists its product as uncharacterized. The transcript has 3 exons. The record is from RefSeq and is a predicted model, not a curated record. Bases 1 to 933 code for a protein of 310 amino acids. Lineage: Eukaryota; Fungi; Basidiomycota; Agaricomycetes; Agaricales; Hydnangiaceae.
AUGAUGCAGGUAAACCUCAAGAAGCUUGCACUCGACGUUCAUGCCACCAACAGUGGUACCUUCCACAACGCCGGCGACGGCCAUCUUUUUGCCUUGGUCAUCUGGAACUUUUGUCCCAACGGCGAUGUUCCUUCAGCCAUUCAUAAAGUUGUCCGCGAAACAGUUGCUGAGCGACAAAAUAUUCGCAUGGAAGAUCCAGGAAGCAUCAUCCAAAUGGGGUUUUCCACAGGGUCUUGCAGUGCACCCCAGUUCGACUGGGUACGCAAUAUCACCAACUGCAAACUUCUGAAGGGUGUCGUAGAUGAAAUGGAUUACCGAUCCAGUUCAAUCUUCGCACUCUUUUGGAAUCUCUGCUGUGAUCUCUUACCUAGAGAGAUUAUGGAUGACUUCAACAAUUUUUUCGAUCAAUUUAACAUGGUGCAGAUGUCCUCUGAGAAGGGUGCUGCGAAAUCGUUUAUUGCCAAGAACACCACACGGGGUGAUUACAUGGUUCAAGUUGGUGAUACUGAGUUUGUAUUCAGCAAUGCUGAAAUGGCACCCCCUGCUGGUGUCUGUGCUCAGAAUUAUGCUCGAUCAAUGCAUUUUGAACACCAACCUCACAAGUUCGCCAUAGCUUGGACAGUACACAGAGAUCACCCUCCUGAUGCCAGAGGUCAUUUCUACAUAGGAUCAUACAAGAUGCGCAUUCAGGCUGCCCCCAAUACUCUUGUCGUUUGGAUCCCAUCUGACGUGCAUGGAACUAGCCUCCAAGACCUGAACCCUAGAAAUCUUAACCCUGAAUUCCUUCAAACAGGCAUCGCGAUCGUUACCCCAAACCAACUACCCUCCGUCUGGAACGUGUUUUGCGACAGCGAAAUGAAAUACGAAGAGAUGCUUAGCAAUGUAAUCAGAGAUUUGGGUGAUGGGCAUGGGGAUGAAGGCCUGGAAUCGUAA